AGUACGUGUAAUUUCAGCGUGUUUGCUUCGUUGGCUUUGAUCGUGUAGCUGCUUGACUAUUAUUGAGAUAGACAGAAUGAACAUGGCUCUUAAUACACAGUGCUGCUGUAUUUUGACGUUUUAUUUAAUUUAUACGUGCUGCGGAUUUAAUAUAGAUGUGCGUUUCCCUGUCAUAAAAGAAGGAAAGACCAAAGGAAGUUUCUUUGGAUUUUCCGUUGCCAUGCACCACCAGACCGAAGGGACGAAAAGAUACCUGCUCCUGGCUGGGGCUCCCAAGGAGACAGCUCCUACUCUCCCCACAGUGAACGAAACAGGCGCUGUUUAUGCCUGUCCCAUCAGCACUGACCAGAACGACUGCACCAGGAUGGACCUCGUCACUUCAACGGACCCAUCUGAGAUGGUGGAGGGGAUGUGGCUUGGUGUGACAGUUGCAAGUCAAAGAGAACAACCAAGCGGGCGAGUACUGGCGUGUGGCCAUCGCUAUGUGAAGGUGAUCCCUGGAGGAACUGAAGACCAGCGACGCAUGGUGGGCAAAUGUUAUGUGCGCGGCAAUGACCUGACCUUUGACGUCACCGACGACUGGCAGGCCCACACAUAUGAGGUGUGCAACCCCAAUUUCGGCAUGGAACUAGAGGGCAUGUGUAACAUGGGCAUCUCAGGAGGCAUGACAGAGACCGACGUCUACAUUGGGGCGCCUGGCAGCUAUGUUUGGCAAGGCAACGUCCAUGUAACAUGGAGAGACCCUACACCAGGAAACUCCUGGGAUUCCAACGACAAAGACUUCGGGGAGCUGGAAAAGCGAUACAGUUACAUGGGAUACUCAGUAUAUGAAGACAAGAUGAUACUAAGCAGAGAUGAGUAUACAGUGGUGACAGGGUCUCCACGAGAUAAAGCCAAAGGCUCGGUUACACUGGCGCAGAAACAGGACAAGAAACUUUUUACCAUCCUGACAAUCUACGGAGAGCAAGUGGGCUCCUACUUUGGCUGCAGCAUUGCAGUGACUGACCUUAACAAUGAUGACUGGAAAGACCUGAUAGUUGGUGCUCCGUUUUACUUUGACCGUCAUAAAGACGAAGGCGGGGCAGUGUACAUCUUCAUGAAUGAGAACGGAUCUUUCCAGAAAAAUGCCAGCAUUGUCCUGAAGGGCUCUGGGGGUUCAGCGUUUGGCUUUGCUGUAGCUGCCAUUGGAGAUGUCAAUCAAGAUGGAUUCCAAGAUUUUGCUGUCGGAGCCCCAUUCAGUGACCCCGGGAAGGUCUUCAUAUGGAUGGGAAGCAAGGAGGGAAUCAUUGGAAAUGCCAGUCAGGUGAUUGACGGAAAAGAGGUAGGCCCUCUUCCCUUGCGGACAUUUGGUUACUCAAUCAGCGGAGGCAUGGAUGUGGAUGGGAACAAAUACCCUGACAUCCUAGUGGGCUCUCUGGAUGACCGAAUUGCUUUGCUGAGAUCACGACCAGUAAUUCACCUCUCAAAAAAUUUCACUGUUGAACCCAAAGUUGUUGACCCUGCUAACUGUGUUGGUGCUUGUGUGAAGGUGAAAGUGUGUUUUGCAUUCAUCCUCAGCAACGGAAAUAAAGACUUCAAAAGGAACAUCACUAUUAAAUAUUCCAUUGAGGCUGACCGCUAUCGACGAAGCGCCCGUGUCCGUUUCCGUGGAAACCAGGACACUUAUACAAACUCCAUAUCCUUUUCAUCUUCCAUAUGCCAGGAGCAUGAACUGAGUGUAGAUACACCAGUGCUGGAUAAACUUCAACCAGUGGUUUUCGCUCUGAAUGUGUCACUGCAAGAGCAGAAAGCAAAAGCCCGACGCUCGCUUCAAAACCUGGAUGCUUUCCCUGUACUGAGUGGUGCACAGUACCUCACCGAAAGGGCCGAGAUAAACUUUCAGAAGGAGUGCGGCCCUGACAAUAGAUGCAGCAGUAACCUGAAGCUGAAAGCAUAUUAUGCCAAUGAACAGCUGGACCGAUUCCGAAGGAAAAACAGCAGUCAGACCAUGGAGUACAGCUAUCACAUGAAGAAGCUGGUUCUUAGGGUGGACGUGACCAACUUUUCAGAGCGAGACAGAGGCAUAGAGGCGGAGGAUGCUCACCAGGCAACACUCAACAUCACCAUUCCUCCCACUCUCAGUUACUCUGGAGUGCGUUUCCAGGAGCAGCAACACACAGACAUUUCAUGCAGCCCUGGGGACACUGUUAUGUCUGUCAUAUGUGAAUUGGGGAAUCCAUUAAAACCCAAUACUGAGGUAACCUUAAACCUGAUCUUUGAAAUGUCUGACAUCACGCUGUACACAGAGCGGAUUGUCACUCAGCUGCAGUUGUCAACUUUGAGUGAACAGAGUGAUCUGCACCCAGUGCCUGUUAUUCUUAACGUAGAGAACACCAUCAUCACCUCUUUCUUAAUAGAGAGGCCUGUGGUGGACACAUUCUUUAGUGGCACCGUAAUGGGAGAGUCUGCCAUGAACAGCACAAGUGAUGUUGGCAGCCCAGUGGAAUACGUGUUCCAGAUUGAGGUGAGGGGGAAGCCCUUGGGUGAGCUUGGAACCCUGGUCGUGGAUUUUGAGUGGCCUAAUGAGGUGAAAAAUGGAAAAUGGCUUCUAUAUCUGACAGAAAUCGUCACCAGGGUAGUGCACGGGUCAGAGGUUUAUGAUUCACCCUGUGUCCCACCAGGACCCCAGGUGGUCAACGAACUCAACCUUACUCUGUCUGACAGAGUUCCGAGACGACACAAGCGAGAGGUGGAAUUUGGCCACACUGAGGCAUCUGUCACUCUGCUCACAACGCGGAAAGAGACCCACCGGUUGGAAUGCUCACUGGACACGGCCCGUUGUAUAACUUUCUCGUGUCCCUUGCUUAAUAUGUCCACCAAAGCUGAACUCAUAGUGAGAUCAAGAGUUUGGAAUAGCACGAUGUUGGAGGAUUACCGUAAUGCUCUCAGAGUCACGGUACGGGGUCACGCCACAUUGAGACUGGAGACUGACAAACCCACCAUCAAAAUGAAAAGCAGAGACGUAGAGUUUACCGUUAACAUUGACCCCGCUCUGGGUGAAGAGAUUCCUUACCAAGUUCCUCUGUGGAUUAUCAUCGUUGCUGCUGUAGCCGGGAUCCUUUUACUUGGACUCAUCAGCCUUAUCUUGUGGAAGUGUGGCUUUUUCAAGAGGGCUGUCUACUACAGGAUAAUGCCAAAGUACCAUGGCGUGAGGAUCGGAAAGGAGGAGCGCUACCAGUAUAACAUGGCUUUUCAGCCAGAGGAAAUUAACAAGAAACUCUGGAUGACUAGCUGGACGGAAAUGGAAUGUUACUACUACUGAAUCCUGAACCUCUAUUCACCAGCAAACCCUGAAAAAUGUGGUGAUUGGAGAACUUGCGUGAAUUUCCUUGCUUUCAUUAGACGGACAGCGCGCCUCGGCUUUGCGGCUUUGUCUCGCACACAGCAUGACAAUUCAUGAACAGGUUCCAUCAUUUGCAUAACAAUAGAUCAAUGCCAAUAAAAUAUAUGUGGUCAAGUGCAAUAUCAAAUCAUCUUAUCUGUUGCAGGUGUAUCACCAUAUUCUUGUAUUUUUAUGAGAUUAAGAGUGUUGUCAGUUGGAGAAGGUUAGCAAGCUAACCGUUUUUCACUUACUGAGAUAUCUUGGAAUAAACUGUAGUAGCUGUAAUAAAUUUUUUAUUUUUACGAUGGCUCAAACUGUAAGUAUUGAAACAAUGCUUGUACAUAUUUUCCUGUAGUGGUUUAUUUGCAAGUCGCUGCGUUCAAGUGCAUUUUUUUUUUCAUUUUGUUUUACAUAUGUUUGUAGGAUAUUAUUUUUGAGGAUUCGUGUAACGUUUUUUAAAUGGCGUACUCCUCAUGUCCUGCGGAUACUGUUGGUUCUUUAUAAUGCAAGCGUCUGAAAUUCUUUGCCAUGAGAUCAGUAGCAAAGACACGCUGUUUGGACCUUGACACCAUAAAAGGGCUUAAAGUGAGAG
This is a messenger RNA of Chanos chanos (milkfish), 3953 nucleotides long. It is a transcript of the gene itga3b, whose product is annotated as integrin, alpha 3b. Lineage: Eukaryota; Metazoa; Chordata; Actinopteri; Gonorynchiformes; Chanidae. Gene Ontology annotation, cellular component: external side of plasma membrane; integrin complex. The record is from RefSeq and is a predicted model, not a curated record. Gene Ontology annotation, biological process: leukocyte migration; cell-cell adhesion; cell-matrix adhesion. Gene Ontology annotation, molecular function: integrin binding. Bases 77 to 3301 code for a protein of 1074 amino acids. The transcript has 25 exons.